AUGGCAGACUCAAAUGGAGCAGCUCCACCCAAACCGAGCAGCAGCGUCAAGCUUGUGCUGCUCGGUGAGGCCGCCGUUGGAAAGGUGAGCGCACUGCAGCCAUAAGCCGCCAUUUUGGAGAAGCAAUCUAACACUUCACGACCAGUCUUCCCUCGUCCUUCGCUUCGUUAACAACGACUUUCAACCCAAUAAAGAGCCAACGAUCGGCGCAGCGUUCUUAACUCAGAAAUGCCAACUCCCAAGCCGAACAAUCAAAUUCGAAAUAUGGGAUACAGCAGGUCAGGAGCGCUUUGCCAGCUUGGCGCCCAUGUACUACCGCAAUGCGCAGUCUGCGCUUGUAGUCUACGACAUCACCAAACCUAGCAGUCUUGUCAAAGCGAAGCACUGGGUGGCAGAACUACAAAGACAAGCAUCUCCAGGCAUUGUCAUUGCACUGGUGGGCAAUAAGCUGGACCUCUGCGAGGACGAUGCCGGCGCAGAGGCCGGUGAGGCGGAAGACGGUGGCGAGAACGAGACGGAGGAAGAGCCGGGCACGGCAAGAAAAGUCAGCAUCAAGGAGGCGAAGGCGUAUGCCGACGAAGAGAAUUUGCUGUUCUUUGAGACGAGCGCGAAGACGGGACACAACGUAAGCGAGGUCUUUACUGCAAUCGCGAAUGCUAUUCCGGAGACCAGCUUGAAGGGACCCAGAGGCGGUGCAGGCGGCAACACACAAUCUGCCAUCAACGCGGCGAAUCAAGACAACAGCAAAGUUAAUCUGAACGCAAGAGGCGAGUCUGGACCAAAAGAAGGCUGCGCCUGCUAA
Molecule: messenger RNA, 802 nt
Organism: Lecanosticta acicola
Lineage: Eukaryota; Fungi; Ascomycota; Dothideomycetes; Mycosphaerellales; Mycosphaerellaceae
Source: the annotation of a GenBank genome assembly